Molecule: messenger RNA, 270 nt
Organism: Helobdella robusta
Lineage: Eukaryota; Metazoa; Annelida; Clitellata; Rhynchobdellida; Glossiphoniidae
Exons: 1
Molecular function (GO): protein dimerization activity
Source: RefSeq, a predicted model, not a curated record
AUAAAAUUUCAGUUGAAAUUGGAAUCUAUAUUUCCAAAUAUUGCUAUUGCCUUACGAAUUUUUUGUACAAUUCCUGUAACUGUAGCAGAAGCUGAAAGGACAUUCAGCAAGCUGAAGCAAAUAAAAAGUGUGCAGCAGUCAACUAUGAAACUAGAACGAUUGAACGGUCUUGCGACUUUGGCGAUUGAACAUGAUUUGGCAAAGUUAUUGAAUUUUGAUGACGUUAUUAACAAUUUUACCUUAGCCAAAUCAAGGAGAGUUUGUUUCUAA